This is a messenger RNA of Apaloderma vittatum (bar-tailed trogon), 788 nucleotides long. It is a transcript of the gene SNRPB2, whose product is annotated as small nuclear ribonucleoprotein polypeptide B. Gene Ontology annotation, cellular component: U1 snRNP. The record is from RefSeq and is a predicted model, not a curated record. Gene Ontology annotation, biological process: mRNA splicing, via spliceosome. Lineage: Eukaryota; Metazoa; Chordata; Aves; Trogoniformes; Trogonidae. The coding region runs from base 1 to 681 and encodes 226 amino acids. The transcript is spliced from 6 exons. Gene Ontology annotation, molecular function: U1 snRNA binding.
AUGGACAUCAGGCCGAACCACACCAUCUACAUCAACAACAUCAACGACAAGAUUAAGAAAGAAGAACUGAAGAGGUCCCUGUAUGCGUUAUUCUCGCAGUUUGGUCAUGUGGUCGACAUUGUGGCUUUAAAGACUAUGAAGAUGAGAGGACAGGCUUUUGUUAUAUUUAAAGAACUGGGAUCAUCGACCAAUGCUUUGAGACAACUACAAGGCUUUCCCUUUUAUGGGAAACCAAUGCGUAUCCAGUAUGCAAAAACAGAUUCGGAUAUCAUCUCUAAAAUGCGUGGCACGUUUGCCGAUAAGGAAAAGAGGAAGGAAAAGAAGAAGGCCAAAUCUCUAGAGCAGUCAGCAAAUGCAGCGAACAAAAAGGUUAUCCCGGGAGCAACACAGAAUUCAGCCACUGCCCCAGGGACCGCAACACAGAAUCAGCAGGUGCCUGAUAACCCACCGAACUAUAUCCUUUUCCUUAAUAACUUGCCUGAGGAAACGAAUGAGAUGAUGCUGUCCAUGUUAUUCAAUCAGUUUCCUGGAUUCAAAGAAGUGCGCUUAGUGCCUGGGCGCCACGACAUCGCGUUCGUGGAGUUUGAAAAUGAGAAUCAAGCAGGAGCUGCUCGAGAUGCUCUCCAAGGAUUCAAGAUUACUCCAUCUCAUGCCAUGAAAAUCACUUACGCGAAGAAAUAACCAGACUCUCCUGUAAAGGACUUCUGUGGAUAGUCGUUAUUUUAAUACAACGAUACUUUCAUCAGAGCUAGUGUGUUUGCUGUUCUCUGCAGAAAAAUUAAGGACUG